Carya illinoinensis is the source of this 747-nucleotide messenger RNA. Its product is annotated as acanthoscurrin-1-like. NCBI's taxonomy places the organism in Eukaryota, Viridiplantae, Streptophyta, Magnoliopsida, Fagales, Juglandaceae. The record is from RefSeq and is a predicted model, not a curated record. The transcript has a single exon. Bases 114 to 512 code for a protein of 132 amino acids.
GGGUUUCGGAACUAACACAGAGCGACAGUGAAAGCAAGAGCUAGCAAGACUAGUGAUCAGAUCAGAGAGUACUGUGAGUGUGAGUGAGAGAGAAAGUAAGAAAGCCAAUAGAGAUGGCAAGGUGGAGCGUAAUGCUGGUUGUUUUUCUGGCUGUAGUAGUUCAAAGCACUACAGCAAGAACUGUGCCCAGCGAUGCAGGCGCUGGCCUCGACGACCAGAAGAACUUCGUCUCAUACGGAGGGGUUGGCGGCUAUUCCGGACUGGGUAGCAAUGGGCUCCCCUUUGGUGGAAUAGGUGGAGCUGCUGGGAUAGGCGGCGGCCUUGGUGGUGGUCUUGGAGGUGGGCUUGGCGGUGGUCUUGGCGGGCUCGGCGGAGUAGGCGGGAUUGGUGGCUUGGGUGGAACAGGUGGCUUGGGUGGGACAAUUGGUGGCGGUGUCGGCGUUGGCGGUGGAGCUGGUGGGGGUGUAGGCGGUGGCGUUGGUGGCGGUACCGGUGUUCUUCCAUAUCCUUGAAGUAUCGUACGUACGUACGUGUGCAUGGGAUUUGAGUUAAUUAGCCUAUCAAAUGUUUGGCAGCAGUCCUUAAGUAAUUAGUUGUCGUGUGAUCAUUUUCUGUAAUUUUUUUUUCUUUUUUUUUUUCAGUCUUUCUGGGCAGUGAGAUGUUUGUAUUUGGUUAUGUUUGCUAAUUAAUGUCUUAGAAACCAGAAAUAAUAUUAAGAAAAAAUGUUCCCAUUUUUCUUUACUUUUA